Molecule: messenger RNA, 1452 nt
Organism: Aureobasidium pullulans EXF-150
Lineage: Eukaryota; Fungi; Ascomycota; Dothideomycetes; Dothideales; Saccotheciaceae
Exons: 3
Coding region: 1-1452 (483 amino acids)
Biological process (GO): lipid homeostasis; nuclear envelope organization
Cellular component (GO): nuclear envelope; nuclear membrane
Source: RefSeq, a predicted model, not a curated record
AUGGACUUCGAGUACACGAACGGUGUAGGGCCAGUAGAUGAACGGUCACCGUUUGCGCAGAUUGGCAGAAACUCGCAGCGCAAUAACAGCAACAACAACGACAAGAAGCGUAGCUUUGCAGUAUUCGGAUCGCCAAACAAGACGACGUUUCCCAGCCUUCGCGAACCCGCUUCUCAGCCACACUUUUUCUCGUCGCCCAAACCACUGCCUGCACUGCCGCCGAAUAGGUGGAGCAACAACCCCUUGUUCAACACCCCGAGAAAGCUGGACGUUGACGACUUUGCUUCUUCUGGCGGCGAGACUCCAAAAUCACCCGAGCGCAACGACGUCGACAGUGACGCUACGCCAGACAUGAGCCUCCGCUCAAAGUUCUCGAAUCUGGAUACUAUGACCAAGCCAUCACUGGUAUCUACAAAGUCCGCCCCUGUAUUUACUGCUGGAGGGAAGAAAGAGAAGGAUAGAGAGUCACCCUCACGCCGUCAGAGUUGGUGGAAGUCAACAAAGGAGCUCAUGGGUGCAUCACCACGCUCAAAAGACGACUAUGCCCACGGUGCCGAACGCAAGAUCAUGAAGCGAAGGAGCAAGGAACAGAAGGCUUUGAUACCCAGAAGAGACAGUGUCUCAGACUCUGAACCAGAGCAAAAGCCUCGUCAGGUAUCAAGGUCACGCAAGGUGAGCGGAAAUCAGGAUAAGAGCCUGGCUCAACCCGCAGAACCGCUGCAAGUACCACCACCACCACCACCACCCAUGUCGCAGGACACGAACAAGAAACACUGGACCUUGACCUUCUUCGAGUUCAUCACCGCACACCCUACAUUACCUCACGUCCUCUCCUUCUACGCCCAAUUAUUCCUCAACCUCUUCCUCAUCGGCAGCAUCAUGUAUAUCUUGUACAGUUUUUGGGCCACCAUCCGUGGCGACGUGGACAAAAAGACCAGCAUCGCCGUGGCAGAGGUGCUUUCCCAAAUGGCUGCCUGCGCGAGAGAUUACAAUGCAAACCGCUGCGAUCCUGCUACCCGCGCACCUGUCCUCGAGAACGCUUGCAACAAUUGGGAGUUGUGCAUGAACCAGAACCCCCACGCUAUCGGCCGUGCCAGAAUCAGCGCUCACGCAUUUGCCGAGAUCUUCAACAGCUUCAUCGAGCCCAUUUCGUACAAAGCUAUGCUGUUCACCGUCUUGUUGAUCUUCGGCACCAUCGCCUUUUCCAACCUGGCCUUCAGCAUCUUCCGCGACAAGGCUGCCGAGCGUGCCAGUGCCCAGCAUCAUCACUAUUACGCUGGUGUACCUCCUACUCCUCAACCUCAACACUCGUAUAACGCUGCGUUGGAUUGGGGUAACAACAACAACAACCCUUACCAGCAAGGUCAACAGUUGGGGCUGGAGCCGGCACCCAGCCAGUAUGCUGGUGGAGACAGAGAGACUUCUCCGGUCAGGAGAUUACAGUUCCGUUGA